GCUUACUUUGAACGGCGCUAUACAAAUAGCAAGACGCGCGCGCAAAUUAUUUCCUUACAAAUGUACUACUGAAUACCUCUCGAACCCAUUAGCAUCACCUUGGACCAGCACUUGGACCAUUAAUCUUGAACAUCCUGAUCUACAAAAAAAAUAGAUUUCAAAUUUCGUGAAAAGUGAAACAAAUUAUCUUCUCCAAGUGAUAUCAAAUCCUUCCUCAAAAAUUAGUGCCUAAACAUUUUUCUCGUCUUCCAAACAAGCUCCUGAUCUGAAAGACCAAGUUUGUGCAUAGAAAGUGAACAUAGGAAAUUUUUUUUGUGAAAAGAACACAACAGAAUUGCCUAAUUCUUUUUUGUUUUUUAAAAAAAAAAAGUUAGGCAUUUGGUAAAGAAAUAUUCUUAUGCAAUGUAAGAUUCGUUAUACAACGGACACUUUGAUAAUUUAUAGGCUGUUGUGACUUAUAAGAAGCAAUAAUUUUAUCUAUUUCAACUCUCGUACUACCAAACUCACCCAAGGACUUCAGUCGAGAGCGUUAAAUAAAAAAAAAAGUUCAUUAGAAAUUCACUUUGGUCCCAGUUCAAACGAUUUUUUUUUUAUUUUCCUUAAAAAAAAGUACGUUAAACGGCCGAGAAAAGACAGUAAAAAUGGUGGCUGUAAAUAAAGUCUUGAUUUUUGUGGUGGUUGCAAUUGUACAAAUUUGUGGAGAGCAGCAAACCCCUGAAUACAUUCUUCCAUGUUCCCGAAGUGAUCCUGAACUCAAUAAUUGCAUAAAAAGAUCCUUCAAUCACCUGCGAUCAUAUGUUGUCAAUGGCCUGAAGGACUUAGAUGUGCCCCCUCUAGAUCCUCUGCAUAUCAAGGAAAUGGCCAUGGAUAACAAUGCUGGAGCUGUACAGGUGAAAGCCCUCUUCACGGAUAUUCUCGUGAAAGGUGGCAGCAACUACACGAUCAAGGAUGUUCGUGCUGAUAUAAAUAAAUACCGAAUUGAUGUCAGUGUAAUGCUUCCACGGGUGGAGAUCAGGGGAAAAUACGAGAUAGUUGGGCGAGUUCUUCUCCUUCCAGUGCAAUCCAAUGGGGACUUUUGGACAGAGUUUCUGAACAUCAGUGCGAUUGGGAAACUGUAUGGCAGAGAAGUCGAGCGAGAUGGUGAAAAGUACAUGAAUAUUGAUAAGAUUUUCUUGGACUUCAACAUGAAAAAUGCCCGUUUCAAGGUGAAAGAUAAAGUUAACAGUGGCAACGUGUUGGGAGAGGCAAUUAAUCAAUUCCUCAAUACGAAUGCUCUUGAAUUAGUUCAGGAGAUGCGACCAGCGGCUGCUCAGAGUAUUUCAAAGCUUGCCAAGCAACUGAUCAACUCGGCAUUCAACCGUAUUCCACUGAGGGUUUGGCUGCUGGAUUAGAAAUCUCAUGCAGAGUUCAAGUCAAAAUCAUCGAACGGAUUUCUAAUUAGUAGUAAUUUUAGGUAAAGUAAUUUACAGUAAGAUAUACAAAUUAGGGUGUAGAAAUUAAAAUAAGAAAUACAAGGAUUAAGAACCAGGCGCGAUAUUCCUUAUAAAAUUAUAGUUAGGGCAAAAGGAAUAUGGGACUAUAUCUUCAAUAUUCCAAAGAUGUUGACUUUCGAAAGAAAAAAAAAUGGUUAAAAGAACUCUCUCGCAAUACAAUUUAUUCUGGAAAUUUAAUUGUGAUUUAUAUUUAUUAACAAAAAAUAUUUUUAUUUCUUUUAAUACUCUUUAUAUUCUGUUAUCAUUCGAAAAAUUGAUUUACACACUCUUUCGAUAAGCGAUUUUCUUUUCAAAAUCCCAGUGUUUAGUUAAGGACUAUACAAAAAAUUCUAAAUUAUAAAAAAAUAUAUACUUGAUGUAUUUUAUAUCAAAACUAACAAAACAAAAAAAUAUUUGUCGGUCUUCAAUGCUACAAGAAAAUUCUAAAAUAUAACUAAGAGAGAUAGGGAAGUACGGGGUAGUUUCACGAAGGGCAGUUUGACAAGUCUUAAUUUCAAUUUUUGUGCUUUUCUUAUCCCCUAGAGGGAUAAAUUAAAACCUCUAUGUCACUAUCUACACAUGUUCAGUAAAAUUAUUAACAUCUUAGUACUGGCUAAAGGUGUAUUCAUUGUUUAAUUGAAGUUAUCAAUGACUGACACCACUGACACCUUUUCGCUCGAUAUAAUUUCAUAAAAUCAAAAUUCGUGUCCCUUUCUUUCUCAAAAGAUUUACAUAAACCGGUCUCAAAAUUGGACUGAACUAAAUUUAAUUUGGUGUGAUGUUCAAAAAAAAGAUGAAGAGUGCGAAAGACUAGGAUAGACAUAAACAGCUUUUAAAAAGAAAAGGGAUGUGAAUGUGAAUUUUGACUUAUAAAAUUUUCCUGAUCUAAAAGGUGUGCUAGAGCCAUAAGAAUUUUACCUAAUUCAAUGUGAACAAAACUUUAUAGAAUUCCUAUAUUUUUUGAAAAUUUCAGAAUUAUUGUAAAGUAGUACAAUAGCAAUAGUUUUAUAGUUAUUUCUAUAAAAAUAGAGCAAAUUUAUUUAAAAAAAUAAUUAUACACGAUUCUGGUAUUGUUAAAUUAUUCCUUGAAUACAAUAAUUUACUGUUUUAAUUGAAUAAUCUCAAAAUUUUAAUUGGAAUUGAUGAAAAAUAUUAUUUGGAAGAAGUAUUUUUAAUUUUUUAAAAAUCGAGAAUAUUAUCGACAUAAAAAUUUCACACGCAAUUAAGUAUUAUACCAUAAAAUAAUUUAUUUUCUUUGCAUUCUCUUAAUAAUUAGAGGUUAAAAGUAUCCAAAUCUUUGAUCAGUAAGAGAAAGUGAUAUGAUUAAAAUGUUUUAUGGGCUUAAAUAUUUAAUUGCAUGAAUUGAAAAAAUGAAAACAAAUUAAAAUCUUUGCUUCUUUGAAUACUUUGAUAGUAGAUGUUAAUGAUCAUGUUCAAAAGUAUUCCAAUAAUAUUUUGUAAAGAUUUGGCAUUUCAAGAAACAUUUUACUUGUAUUCAUAUUUAUCAAAAUUGAGCGAAACCUAAUAAUUUUUUAUCUAUUAUAUAUGAUUAAAUAAAAAAAUUUACAAGAUUGUUUUUCUAAAUUACUAUGUGAAAUUGCAACAUCUUCACUAUAUAUAAUAGGGGAAUAAUAGAGCAGUUCAGACAGCAGAAGUUAUCUUUUAAACAUAAUAUUUGCCAAAAGUUUAUAAACUAUAGGGGAAAAUAGGGCACCACCGUCUACGGGGUAGCACCGAAUACUGUAAUUUUUUAAUUAGAUAUUAGAUUUCAUAUAGGACGAGACCUGUAUGAAUUCAUAGAUACUAUAGGGAUGCUUGUCCACUGAAAAAUGAUCAUCAUAGUCCACCCCCUAUUCGGUGGUGCCUCAGUUUCCUCUGUCCAAGCUAAUUGAUUUCAGCUAGUUACAACACUUUCCAUAUUUUAAUUUAUUAUCAAAGGAUUUUAUAUUUUCAAAAUGCAUGUAUUCCUGAAACUGCCCUGUCUUCCCGUAUUGUUAGUACAGAGUAUAAUUUGAUUGCAUCACUGUUCUGAGAGUGCUAUUUAAAUGAAUAAAAUGUAUGAAUAAUUGUGUAAGUGUAAAUAUUAAAGCAUUUGCAAUGAAAUUCCCAUUGGGAAAAAGAACUAGAAUGACGGACAACAAAAUGAAUUAGAAUGAUAAUGCAUAAGUCGUAUGCAAAUGUAGUGAUAGAUUAGCUAAUAAGGAAAGAAAUUCAGUGAAAAAUUCUCUCUGUAGAUCAAUACUCUUAAGAUAUUAUUCAAUUAGUAAGCCACUGAUGAAACUUGUUAGUAAUGUAAAGUAUGUAGUUGGGAUAAUCUGCGUAACAUACUCAACUAACUUACAAAAUUGAAUUUAAUUGUAGAGAAUGGAGAAUUAAAAAUUAAUUUAAUUUACUCUAUUUGAACAAUCAACAACUGUCUUGGAUAUUUCAAAUAAAGACUCUCUCUCGAACGAGAA
Phlebotomus papatasi is the source of this 3928-nucleotide messenger RNA. RefSeq names its product protein takeout-like. The transcript has 5 exons. The record is from RefSeq and is a predicted model, not a curated record. NCBI's taxonomy places the organism in Eukaryota, Metazoa, Arthropoda, Insecta, Diptera, Psychodidae. The coding region runs from base 642 to 1391 and encodes 249 amino acids.